UACAACUUAAAGACACUCCACAAUGGCCAUGGGCAAAGGUUUCAAGCUCUUUCACACCCUUUUCUUAGUGGUUGCUUGGCAAUGUUGUGCGAAAGUAGGUGCCACUUUUGGCGAUGUCACUGGUGCUGUAAAUCUCGAUGAUCAAUUUUCAUUUCGUGCCACUGGAUCACAUGACACAAAAGCCCCAGUGACUGCUCCAAUUGGAAGUAGCACAGAAGUCCAAGUGGAUGCACCAUUUGGAAGCAUCGCUCAAACUCCAGAGGCUCUAACCCCAGAGGGUGCAUCGGUUGGAAACAUUGCUCUAACCCCAGAGGGUGCAUCGGUUGGAAACAUUGCUCUAACCCCAGAGGGUGCAUCGGUUGGAAGCAUUGCUCUAACUCCAGAGGGUGCAUUGGUUGGAAGCAUUGCUCAAACUCCGGAGGGUGCAUCGGUUGGAAGCAUUGCUCAAACUCCGGAGGUUGCACCAGUUGGAAGCAUUGCUCAAAUCCCAACCAUUCCACCAGUUGGAAGCAUUGCUCAAAUCUCAACCAUUGCACCAAUUGGAAGCAUUGCUCAAAUCUCAACCAUUGCACCAAUUGGAAGCAUUGCUCAAAUCUCAACCAUUGCACCAAUUGGAAGCCUGGCUCAAAUCUCAACCAUUGCACCAAUUGGAAGUAUUGCUUAAAUCCCAACCAUUGACCAAUUGGAAGCAUUGCUUAAAUCCCAAACAUUGCACCAAUUGGAAGCAUUGCUCAAACCCCAACCAUUGCACCCAUUGGAAGUAGCACAAAAGUGGGAGAAGUGGGAGAGUAGUAUUGCUAUGCAUAGAGGUUUCUUUGGCUAUUAACAAAGUAAAACCUAAGCUAAGCUAAAUCAUUAUUUUUUUUUGACAAAUUCAUUAUU
Messenger RNA from Cucurbita maxima (winter squash), 882 nucleotides. Its product is annotated as myosin light chain kinase, smooth muscle-like. The transcript is spliced from 4 exons. The coding region runs from base 23 to 664 and encodes 213 amino acids. NCBI's taxonomy places the organism in Eukaryota, Viridiplantae, Streptophyta, Magnoliopsida, Cucurbitales, Cucurbitaceae. The record is from RefSeq and is a predicted model, not a curated record.